ACGAAUAUGACUACAUGCAUGACAUUCACUUGACUUUGUACAGUUUGAUCUUUUUCUCUAACCUUCUUAUCAUUUUCAUUUCUCUUUUGCUUUGAAGGUAAUGGUCAGGAGAAUCAAGAUUCCUGGAAACUGUUCCAAGUGAUCAAAGCUAAAGAUGGAAUGGAGAAGUUUGGAAUUCGAACAGAAUUUGAAAGCCAUGAGAAAAACCAGUCAAAUAAUUGGAGUCAGGAAAGCUCAUCUUCCACUUAUUCUCCGAUGCAAGAGAAACCAUGUGAUUUUGUUACAACUCAAAAAGUGAUUGACACAAAAGAGAAGCCAUAUAAAUGUUUGGAAUGUGGAAAAGGUUUUAGAAGCAGCGGGGAUCUUACUUGCCAAAAAAGGAUUCACACUGGGGAAAAGCGAUAUAAA
Molecule: messenger RNA, 408 nt
Organism: Thamnophis sirtalis
Lineage: Eukaryota; Metazoa; Chordata; Lepidosauria; Squamata; Natricidae
Source: RefSeq, a predicted model, not a curated record